AUGAUCUUCUGUGUUCUGUUGGGCCCACCAGUCUCUCAAAAUGUAAAUGAGGUAAAAUGUAAAAGCAAAGGACAGUGGGGACAUUUGGCCAUUGCCAGCACUGCCCCUAUAUCUUGUGAAAAGCUGCUCUACAGCUUGGAUUGUGAUUUGGACUUGAAGACUGGGUUUGCUUUCUCUUCAACAGUCCUCUUGUCACUGAGGCUAAUGUACCAGACUUUCACUGUUCAGACAUGCCCAGCACUCAGUGUUCAGACAGAACUGGUUCCUGUGCACGGUGUGUUAUUUGUGCAGAAAUCGGAGCGCAAGCGCUGCACUGAAGUGAUGACUGGAGGGGCCAAGGCUUUUCGUGGAAAAAAGGUCCAUGGAGAAUAUGACAUAAAGGUUGAACAGGCAGAAUUUUCAGAAAUCAACUUGAUAGCCCAUGCUGAUGGCAAUUAUGCAGUAGAUAUCCAAGUAUUUCGAAAUGGCACUAAAGUUGUCAGGUCAUUCAGGCCUGAUUUCGUCCUCAUUCGACAACAUUCAUUUAGUAUGGCAGAAAAUGAAGAUUUCCGUAACUUGAUCAUUGGAAUGCAGUACGCAGGCAUCCCCAGUGUCAACUCCCUGGAAUCAAUCUAUAACUUCUGCGACAAACCGUGGGUG
Leptosomus discolor (cuckoo roller) is the source of this 639-nucleotide messenger RNA. Lineage: Eukaryota; Metazoa; Chordata; Aves; Leptosomiformes; Leptosomidae. The record is from RefSeq and is a predicted model, not a curated record.